Molecule: messenger RNA, 339 nt
Organism: Leptosia nina
Lineage: Eukaryota; Metazoa; Arthropoda; Insecta; Lepidoptera; Pieridae
Source: the annotation of a GenBank genome assembly
AUGUGCCUGAGGGCCCCACGACCCACCAUCGAACCGUCCAACCCGCCGAACGGUCAGAAAGCAGAGAGGCAACUAGUUAGAUCCACAAUGACUGUUGUCGAUUGGAGAUCCUUAGACUUUACCCGGAAAAUAUCUUUGACCUCAUGCCGCUCCACAUGUACCUUCAGAACUUGGGCGGUUUUAACAAACGUGUCCAGUAAUGAAACCUUGUUUUCCGUGGGCUGUUUAGGAAUAUUUCUAAUCUCCAAACAGCUCGCUCUCGCACUACGUUCAGAACUCUCCAAUUUGGACUCUAAAGAUUUGGAUAUAAUUGGCAUCGGCCAGAACGUCAGAUUCUAA